AUGUUCUCCUUAUUACGGAGUUCAGCAGCUUCGUCAUGUAGCUGCAUUAUCUCGAACGACCUAUUGCGACCAGUCGUUGGUGAAUUUGCUCAACAAAGAGGUAGAAAACGAGCCUUGAAGCAAACGAUCACACGUCAGCAAAAACUCGAGCGGCGUUUGAAGAGGGAGGAGAGAGAAGCGGCAAGGAAGCAGUAUACUUUUAUGGAACGAAUCAAUAUUCGUAGAAUGAAGAAUUUAUUGUCGCCUUCCCAGCAAUUUCCGGGUCGUUUUAAUAGAGACGAUGAAGCCGCACUACCAGAUAAGCCUCUAACCAACAUUUUCAUUAGGAGUAAAGUCAAGACGCAGUUCUAUCCAGUAGCUGAAGCACUUGCUAGACAUCGUGAAUUGCAGCAGCCUGCCAUCUACAACCAUCCAAAUGCACCAUUACGGCUACGAUUAGAGUUGAAUAUGCAAACGGAAAGACAGGUAAUUCUUUCAUAA
Strongylus vulgaris is the source of this 480-nucleotide messenger RNA. The record is from the annotation of a GenBank genome assembly. Lineage: Eukaryota; Metazoa; Nematoda; Chromadorea; Rhabditida; Strongylidae.